GGAACAUAUUCCAUGAUUUACUUACGUAAAAAGUAAAAAGUGUAGGCAAAGUGUAUGUCGAAUUGAGUAUAUGUACCGAUGUUGCAGGUCUGCAAUCUAAGUCUUUCAAUUCAAGUUAUCCUUUCCCGCAGUCUUUCCUAAAUACCUACUUUCAAUCCAGAGCCUAACGGAUUUGUCGUGUGCCAAUAUCCCAAGAUGACCGAGUUGUUUAUCAUCGGAGCCACAGGCUAUAUUGGUGGCGAUACAUUCUAUGCAAUUAGCCAGGCUCACCCUGAAUAUGACAUCACCGCCAUGGUUCGAAGCACCGCGAAAGGCGCACUUGUCACUGCCCAGUACCCCAAGGUCCGGCUCGUUUACGGAGAUCUCGAUAGCAUUGACCUGAUCGAGGAAGAGGCUUCGAAAGCAGACAUCGUUUUUCAAUGGGCAAAUGCCGACCACCUCGAGGGGAUCAAUGCUAUUGUCCGCGGAAUCAAGAAAAGUAGCACUCCUACGUUCUUCAUCCACACCUCCGGAGCUGCCGUUCUCCUCAUCGACCACUGGCAAAAGCAGAUAGCUUUCGGCUCGCCUUCCGACAAGAUUUUCAACGACUGGGAUGGGAUCCAGGAGCUUCAUGACCUCCCCGACGCCGCUCCGCACAAGAUUACCGAAAAAGCGGUUCAAGGCAGUUCGGACGAGUCGUCCGUUUUCACGGCCAUCCUCCCCGAGCUCGCACGUGCGACCCUCGAAAGGGGCCACGGAAUCCUGGUCGGCGAGGGCAAGAAUAUCUGGUCAGCGGUGCAUGUCGCGGACCUCAGUGAUGUGUUUCUGAAGCUGGCCGAAGCCGCCGUGCAAGGCGGUGGACGCGCGACGUGGGGGACCGACGGGUACUACUUUGCCGAAAACGGCGAGGUGGAGUGGGGACUAGUGAGUAGGGCCGUGGUGAAAGAGGCCCUGAAGAAUGGGUGGAUUGCAAAAGGAGAGGACGGAAUGGAGACGAUUACUACGGAGGAGGAAGGGAACAAGGUCGCCCCCUUCGGAGCGCACUUAUUGGGGGACAAUAGCCGUGCAAAAGCCGUUCGGGCUCGGAAGCUCCUUGAAUGGGAACCGAAGAAUGCAUCCAUUUGGGAGGAUAUCGAGGGAGCAGUGGAGUAUGAGGCAGAGAGGUUGGGUCUGGCCAAGAAGCAUGCUGACAGGGUGGCGGGCAAGGCUUGA
Messenger RNA from Eremomyces bilateralis CBS 781.70, 1191 nucleotides. Its product is annotated as NAD(P)-binding protein. The record is from RefSeq and is a predicted model, not a curated record. The transcript is spliced from 4 exons. Lineage: Eukaryota; Fungi; Ascomycota; Dothideomycetes; Eremomycetales; Eremomycetaceae. The coding region runs from base 196 to 1191 and encodes 331 amino acids.